This is a messenger RNA of Macrosiphum euphorbiae (potato aphid), 411 nucleotides long. Lineage: Eukaryota; Metazoa; Arthropoda; Insecta; Hemiptera; Aphididae. The record is from the annotation of a GenBank genome assembly.
AUGCGCACCUUAGACUACCUCGGAUUCCGAAUCACUGAAGGAGAAAUACGACCGGGACGGAAGGUCGACGCGCUAGCCAAUUUUCCACGGCCCCAGGACGCGCACGAAGUGAGGAGGUUCCUAGGACUCGCCGGAUAUUUCCGACGAUUUAUCGUAAAAUACGCCGAAAUCGCAGAACCACUCACCCAACUUACGGGAAAGGACGUGCCUUACUGCUGGCAAGAUGAUCAACAGACGGCUUUUGACACACUGAAGGACAAGCUGUGUACAGAACCAGUCGUCGCCAUGUAUAAUCCCAACGCGGCGGUUACGGAAGUGCAUACCGACGCGAGCGCGAAAGCGUUGUCGGGGAUACUGUUCCAAGGUGUGAGAACUACCGACCUCAGAAUGAUUUACGCUGUGAGUAAGUGA